UGCAGUUGUCAGGAACUGUUGCCUCGGAGGCAGACAGCUUGGGCUCAUCUCCACUUGGAGUAGAAAAAUUGACCUCUUACUCCUGGGCUGGAAUCUUUUCUUUCUUAUUUCUAGCUCUUACCUUUCAGUCUUCUGUAACUAAGGUACAUUUAUUCCUGCAGAAAACAAAAGUAUUUUCCACCUCCUUGGGGAACCCAGGCUUCAGACGUCACCAGCAGCUUGAGUCUGCAACAUUCUGGAAGUAUGGAACGUCUGGACCUGCUGGGACUCCUCAUCAUGACCUUAAACCACAGCAUGACCAUUGUGGGGAAGCUCUGGCUCGCCUUCACGAUCCUGCUGAGGAUGGCAGUGAUCAUCUUGGCAGGAUCCCCCAUCUACCAGGACGAGCAGGAGAGGUUUGUAUGCAACACUCUGCAGCCUGGAUGCACCAACGUUUGCUAUGACUUCUUCUCCCCUGUGUCUCCCCUGCGCUUCUGGCUGAUCCAGAGUGUGUCUGUUCUGCUCCCUUCGGCUGUUUUCAGUGUCUAUGUGCUGCACAAAGGAGCUGAACUCGCCAUGCGUGCAGCCUGCAAGCCAGAUGGUGGUCCCGGCGGCCACUACCCCUCUGACCUGACUUCUGGGGCUAGAUGCUGCCCACCACCCUAUGGGGAGGGCUGUCACCUGACCAUGCCAGAUUUCUCCUCUGGCUACAUUGUCCACCUCUUUCUUCGGACUCUGACGGAGGCAGCUUUUGGUGCCUUGCAUUACCUGCUGUUUGGAUUCUUGGUCCCAACGAGAUUCUCCUGCAUGCAUUCCCCAUGCACCAGCGUGGUAGACUGUUAUGUGUCUCGGCCCACUGAGAAGUCCAUUAUGAUGCUGUUCAUCUGGGUGGUCAGUGUGCUCUCCUUCCUGCUCAGCAUGGCUGACCUCAUCUAUAGCCUGCAGGGGAGGAUGAGCAGGAGGCCAGGCCCCGCUGGGCAGGAGGGCCAUGCUGGGAGGGCUGCCCCUGGCUAUGCUGGGGGCCCGGGCAGGAGGCCAGGGCUGAGGGCUGGGGAGGAAGAGGGGGAGCCUGCAGGGGAAGGUGCCAACAGCCCCAGUGGGAAGCCUGCUGUGUUGCGGCAGAUGGAGCUUCCUGAUGAGGACCAGAGUGAGCUGAUGUCCUUAGCCAGUGACAAGCUGGCCAUGGCCUGCAGAGAGCUAGGAAGCAGGCCCCACAGUGCAGCCACCCAAAACUCAAGGAGCAGAGACCUCACAAGGUCAGAGGAAUGCUCCCUAACUCCUGGGAGCUGGUUGGCAGGGCGCUGUUCAGCCAGCCAGCUGCAGCCCCCUGCAUCUGGCAGUGCUCCCCACUUGAGAACCAGAAAGUCUGAGUGGGUAUGAAGAUGAAAUGCUGGGUGGCACGGGGAACACCGUUCUGCCUGAAUGUAAACUUGGACCACUAAGGUGCAGGCCCACUUUGGCUGGUGUGAAAUCUUAUUACUCAACUAUGUUCCUGGAGAACAUCAACAGAGAGGCCAACAGGCAUGGGACAAAAUGGGCCUCGUGGAGAAUGCUGAUAUACUUGCAGUGUAGAUUUAAUUUAGAUAAGCUUUCUGCUGAAAAAAGCACAACAAAACACUUGGCCUUCAAAUUUAGUCUGGAAGCUAAAAUGGUAAAUUGGAGAGUGCCAGGUCACUGGUGAUUCUGCAAUGCAGUCCUGUUGCCUUAUCCUUUUCCACAGUUCAUCCCUAAUGUGAACCCUGGUCUCUUAAGUGAAUGAUGCUCAUUAGGGUCUUAAUGUUUCCUGAUGAAUUAUUAUGAAGUUCUUUGUUUUUUGUUGGUUUUCUGCUUGGAUAAAAGAGACAUGUUAUGCCUGCCAUCAAGAGGGAGAUGCUAGUUUAACUCCUCCAAACCCGUUUAAUAAAAUUAAUGCUGAUUGCAUUGUGAGACACACUUUGUACUUCACAGUGUAAUAGGAGAAAUGACAAGAACAGAAAGCAUGGCUAAUGAACAGCUGCGUGUCUGGGGGGUGUCUUAGAUUAU
Molecule: messenger RNA, 2001 nt
Organism: Manis javanica (Malayan pangolin)
Lineage: Eukaryota; Metazoa; Chordata; Mammalia; Pholidota; Manidae
Source: RefSeq, a predicted model, not a curated record